AGCUGCAAAGAGAAAAGGCACUCGAAUUCUUCCGAGUCUUGACCUUCGUACUGCUCUUCCUGAUCAUAUCCCUAUACCUGUAUCGGUUCGCCUUCUAAAGGACGAGGACAUCAGAGGCGGCUCUGUGGAUUAUUGUGCCGCAGCAAAGAUGCCCAAAUUACCAGCAGUUGGCAUUGAUCUUGGUACCACGUACUCGUGUGUCGGUGUCUUCCAACAUGGCAAGGUGGAGAUCAUCGCCAACGACCAGGGCAACCGCACCACGCCCAGCUAUGUGGCUUUCACGGAGACGGAGCGUCUGAUCGGUGAUGCGGCCAAGAACCAAGUGGCCAUGAAUCCCAACAACACGAUCUUUGAUGCCAAGCGGUUGAUUGGGCGCCGGUUCGACGAUGCCACCGUCCAGUCGGACAUGAAGCACUGGCCCUUCGAGGUUGUCUCCGAGAACGGGAAGCCGCGCAUCCGGGUGGAGUACAAGGGCGAGCGGAAGAGCUUCUAUCCGGAGGAGGUCUCUUCGAUGGUGCUGACCAAGAUGCGUGAAACGGCGGAGGCCUAUCUGGGUGGCACUGUGACCGAUGCGGUGGUGACCGUGCCCGCCUACUUCAACGACUCCCAGCGCCAGGCCACCAAGGACGCGGGUGCCAUUGCCGGGCUGAAUGUGCUCCGGAUCAUCAAUGAGCCGACGGCAGCUGCGAUAGCCUAUGGAUUGGACAAGCAAGGCACCAGUGAAAGAAAUGUCCUGAUUUUCGAUCUGGGUGGCGGCACCUUCGACGUCUCCGUGCUGACCAUCGAGGAUGGCAUCUUCGAGGUCAAGGCCACCGCCGGCGAUACCCACCUUGGCGGGGAGGACUUCGACAACCGACUGGUCACUCAUUUUGUGCAGGAGUUCCAGCGGAAGCACAAGCGGGAUCUGGCUCAGAACAAGAGGGCCCUGAGACGCCUGCGGACGGCCUGCGAGCGGGCCAAAAGGACACUCUCCUCCUCCACUCAGGCCAGCAUCGAGAUCGACUCCCUGUUCGAAGGUGUCGACUUCUACACCUCGGUGACCCGGGCCCGGUUCGAGGAACUGAACGGAGACCUGUUCCGGGGAACGAUGGAUCCGGUGGCGAAGGCCCUGCGGGAUGCCAAAAUGGACAAGGGCCAGAUCCACGACAUCGUGCUCGUGGGAGGGUCAACUCGGAUCCCCAAAGUGCAGCGCCUGCUGCAGGAUUUCUUCAACGGCAAGGAGCUGAACAAGUCCAUCAACCCGGACGAGGCUGUGGCCUACGGAGCUGCCGUCCAAGCAGCUAUUCUUCAUGGCGACAAGUCGGAGGCCGUGCAGGACCUGCUCCUGCUGGAUGUCACUCCCCUAUCCUUGGGCAUUGAGACUGCCGGCGGGGUUAUGACGACGCUGAUCAAGCGGAAUACCACCAUACCCACCAAGCAGACCCAGAUCUUCACCACCUACGCGGACAACCAGCCGGGCGUGCUCAUCCAGGUGUUCGAAGGCGAGCGGGCCAUGACGCGGGACAACAACAUCCUGGGAAAGUUCGAGCUAACGGCCAUACCGCCGGCUCCGCGGGGUGUGCCCCAGGUGGAGGUAACCUUCGACAUCGACGCCAAUGGCAUCCUCAAUGUGACGGCUCUGGAGAAGUCGACGGGCAAGGAGAACCGCAUCACGAUUACCAACGACAAGGGUCGCCUCUCCAAGGACGACAUCGAGCGGAUGGUGAACGACGCCGAGUCCUAUCGGCAGGCGGACGAGGAGCAGCGGGACCGGGUCAAUGCCAAGAACCAGCUGGAGUCCUAUUGCUUCCAUCUCCGCUCCACCCUGGACGAUGAGCAGCUUCGUACGCGUAUCAGCGACACCGACCGGGAGACAAUCCUUCAGCGCUGCAACGAGACCAUAUCCUGGUUGGACUCUAACCAGUUGGCGGAGAAGCAGGAGUUCGAGCACAAGCAGCAGGAGUUGGAGCGCAUCUGCAGUCCCAUCAUGACCAGGUUGUACCAGAGCGCCGGCAUGCAACAGCCUCCGCCUGCGCAAUCGGGAAACUCUAGUGCUGGUGGACCCACCAUAGAGGAAGUGGACUAGGUCCUCCCAGGCUUCUCCACCGCGUGAUUUCAAAUAUUUUGUUCAACAAGCCCCCAAAGUACAUCGAAUCCAAUACAUACAUUGAAUUCAACAUUUUUAUAUUUCAAAAUUGUUUGUUUUGCCUAGAAAUUGCAGAAAUAUAAAGACCAGAAAAUUAA
This is a messenger RNA of Drosophila ananassae, 2223 nucleotides long. RefSeq names its product heat shock 70 kDa protein cognate 1 (gene Hsc70-1). The record is from RefSeq and is a predicted model, not a curated record. Bases 149 to 2065 code for a protein of 638 amino acids. The transcript has 3 exons. NCBI's taxonomy places the organism in Eukaryota, Metazoa, Arthropoda, Insecta, Diptera, Drosophilidae. Gene Ontology annotation, biological process: vesicle-mediated transport; protein refolding; cellular response to unfolded protein. Gene Ontology annotation, molecular function: misfolded protein binding; ATP binding; ATP-dependent protein folding chaperone. Gene Ontology annotation, cellular component: cytosol; plasma membrane; nucleus.